This is a messenger RNA of Ceratina calcarata, 1476 nucleotides long. RefSeq lists its product as uncharacterized. The record is from RefSeq and is a predicted model, not a curated record. The coding region runs from base 139 to 999 and encodes 286 amino acids. Gene Ontology annotation, cellular component: membrane. The transcript has 3 exons. Lineage: Eukaryota; Metazoa; Arthropoda; Insecta; Hymenoptera; Apidae.
UUGGGUGGUUACCAGGAACAUCCGGCCGAGGGACGGAUUACCUAAGACAGGAAGGAACAGAGCAACGGUUGCCGUCUUCCUCUUCGUACGCAGCUUCCGUUACCAGAUUCAGAGGAUUACAAUUUCGAGACACGCAAGAUGAAGACGAUUCUGUUAUUCCUGUCGAUCUCGUGUCUGGCCAUGUGCCUGGCGACCCCGUUAGAAAAGCUCGACAAGAUAAGCGUCAUCGAGCAGCAGUCCGUGACGCUAACGGAUCGGGCCAAGUACGAGGAAGAGUUGCUGCGCAAAUUGAACACCAAGUGCUCGCAGAACGACGUCAGUAGCUGCGUGAUGCUGAAGCUGGUCACGUACAUGAACAAGCUGCUGAAGAAGGCGUCGAUCGAGCUGACCGACGACAUCGAGAUCAGAAAAACAAGCCAAGCGUCCGAGGAGGUGUUCACGUUCGAAGCUGGCAGGAGCAAAAACGACGAGUCCGAAGUGCUCGACCUCGUCGCGAGCAAGGUAUACGCAUUCGUCAAGUCGAGGAGCAUCAAAUGGAGGAUUCUCCCCGAAGACGACGUCGUCGUGUCGGCUUCCGAGGACGAGAACGGUUCGCUGAAUCUCGGCUUGUCUAUCGAGAGGGCGGACAAUGUUCCUGUACAGGAAGGCCGCGGGAAGAAAAAUAACAACAUGGGCCCGUUGAUCGCUGCCGCGGUGUUGAAACUGGGCUUGAUCGGCGGUCUGGCUUUCAAAGCCCUCGCAUUGCUGGUCGGCAAAGCUUUGCUGCUUUCAAAGAUCGCUCUACUCCUGGCCGGUAUAAUCGGCCUGAAGAAACUGUUCUCGCAUCAGAAGCACGUGACCUACGAGGUGGUCGCUCACCCUCAUCACAGCUCCAGUCACGUGGAGCACGGCCACGGCGACAGCUACUCCAGCGGCUGGGCAAGGAGUUUCCACGGUCAAGGUCCCAGCGCCGGCCAGACCGAUGCCCACGAUUUGGCUUAUUCGGCGCACGCAAAGUGAUUCCGACGUGCAACAGCCUGUGAAUUCAAGUUAAUAGUACUUGACACCGGACACCGGAUUCAACCGAGUCUUGCCAGCACGUUCAUGGCAUUAGGUUUACUGUCUUCCAGCCUUUUGUAUCGUUAACCUUCCCUUUCCCACCUUCGUUUCUCGACUGCGGACUUGACCACUGACAGAGACUCGUGACGGAAUAUUAUUUGUUAGUGACAGAUUAUAUCCGAAUGGCUACUGACGAAGAAAUCCGCGAAAUCGUAUUCACGUUACGAAAUCGAAUCACGAUCAUAAUCGACGUACGCACACGACGCUCCCAGCGACACAGAAAACAGCCAACGACGAACUAGAACAGACUGUUGCAUCUCUCUCCCUCCCUGUCUCUCUCCGUUCUUCUAUUUCUCUCUAUUACCUAUUUCUCGGUUAAUUUAUGAUUAAUUUAUUGUCUGGCGACUGUCGCCACGCGAAUUGUACAAUAAUGUUAUG